AUGGAAGCACUGCUCUCUCUCGCCUUUGACAACCUGUCGUCCUACGAUGGACCCAAGAUCAAGAAGGGCCUGAAGCAGGUCGAGGGUCUCUUAGCACCCAUUUGUCUGUCCGCAUCGCGGUCCAAGAAGAGGCCGACCACCGAGGAGGAGCAGCAGCAGCAGCAACAGCAGCGACCACCCUACAAGACACUCGACGACCUCAACGACGACCCAGCCUUCUUCGAGUUCUUCAAGCUGCAGGAGGGCUUCGAGUGGAACAUCGCCCAGCGGCUGCUGGACACGCUGGAUCGACUGCUCUCGCGCGGCAGCGAUGGUCAGAACGACAUGCUGAUCCUCAACACCUUGGAUCUGACUCAAGGCAUGCUUCUUCUGCACCCACCUAGCAAAGUGCUCUUCUCGCGGGAAAAGUACAUGAAUCUCCUCCUCGAUCUCCUCGAACCGGUCAACUGUCCGGCCAUCCAAUCGGCCACGCUCCUCACGCUCGUCGUCGCCCUCAUCGACACGCCCCAGAACACCCGCGCCUUUGAGGCCCUCGACGGCCUGCUGACCGUCACAUCCAUCUUCAAGUCCCGGUCGACGUCGCGCGAGGUCAAGCUCAAGCUCGUCGAGUUUCUCUACUUUUACCUCAUGCCUGAGACGCCCUCGAUUCCCUUGGCCAAUCCGCGCGACUCUGUUCCUGCACGCAAGCGACGCGGAAGUGCCGACGACGACUUUACGCGCACGACCGAAGAGAAGCAGGCUCUUCUGGGACGUCACUUGCACAACGUCGACGACCUGGUCCGCGACCUCACAGCACAUACGCCGUUUGGAGGUGCCGUGUGCUAA
Molecule: messenger RNA, 825 nt
Organism: Grosmannia clavigera kw1407
Lineage: Eukaryota; Fungi; Ascomycota; Sordariomycetes; Ophiostomatales; Ophiostomataceae
Product: cell division control protein 14
Exons: 2
Coding region: 1-825 (274 amino acids)
Source: RefSeq, a predicted model, not a curated record